UCUUGUUCCGUUGGCGAGAGAAUAGUUUCGUCGGCUGCACAGUGCUCUCUCCAUACAUGUAGGGUUCAUCUCUUCUCCGAGAUUUUAACUUUUUCUGGACUGACCUUGUCAGUGAGCACUCGAUGGAUGUGCUGCUACAGCAGAAAGAAGAGCUCACCUGUUUUAAGCCAACAACACCCAACAACUGCUGUGUAUCAGCCUGCUUGACUUUGUACCACCGUGGCAAGUUGAUUGAAAAACAGCCGAAGCAAAAGGUUUUUCAUAACUGGCGUAAUGCAGUUCGAGAGUGAAGGCCAAACUGGACGACAUUUUUGAAAAAAAAAACAACAACACACAUUUCGACCGUGUGUGUGUGUGAGUGUGUGGGUGUGUGGUUUUUGUUUUCGUGAGUGAGUCAGCCCGUCGUAAAAUUUAGUUUGUUUUGUUCAAGUGAAAUAGCCUCGAGAUUUUUCACGACACCCCAGAAUUCGACGUUGCACACAAUUUCUACCAAAUUUCUGCGCCAUUGAAAAGAAGAAAUGGGGACUUUUGGCAUCAUCACUCGACUCAGCGAGGAGGAGGACGACCGGACAUCGGGGGCCACCGAGGCGGCCGAAUGCAUCGAAUUACGAGCCAUUCGCGUCCAGGUGACGGGCCAACGUUUUUGUAGCAAUCGGGUUUCAACGGCCAAGUACAACGCCCUCUCCUUCCUACCUUGCUUCCUGUUUGAACAGUUUCGACGCUACUCCAACUGCUUUUUCCUCUUCAUCGCCCUGCUCCAGCAAAUUCCUGAUGUGUCACCAACGGGUCGAUACACGACGCUUGUCCCGUUGUUGUUCAUUCUGGCCGUGUCAGCCACCAAGGAAAUUGUGGAAGAUGUCAAAAGACACAAAGCUGAUCAGGAGACCAACAAGAGGCAGGUGGAAGCCCUGCGGGAUGGCCAGUGGCUUUGGCUGGCAUGGCAACAAAUUAACGUUGGAGAUGUGGUUCGAGUCAGAGCUGGAGCUUUUUUCCCGGCCGAUCUUAUCCUGAUUUCUUCGAGUGAGCCGCAUUCGCUGUGUUACAUCGAAACGGCCAAUUUGGAUGGGGAGACCAAUUUGAAGAUCCGCCAGGCUUUGCCAGCCACUGCCAAACUGUUGAGUGUCACGGCUCUCAAGGAUUUGCAAGGCACUCUGCAUUGCGAAUUGCCCAAUCGUCACUUGUACGAAUUCACCGGCACGCUCAGACUCGCCAAUCACGAGCCGCUUGCUUUGGGUCCGGAUCAAUUGCUGCAGAGAGGCGCCCGUCUCCAAAACACAAAAUGGGCCACUGGAAUCGUCCUCUACACCGGCCACGAGACAAAAUUGCUGCAGAAUUCAUCCGCCGCCGCUCCAUUGAAGAGAUCGACUGUUGAUCAAGCAGCCAACAUGCAAAUUCUGUUGCUCUUUUUCUUGCUGGUCCUGCUCUCUUUGCUGGCCUCGAGUUGCAAUGAGAUUUGGGCCUCCAAUUUUGGCUUCCAGCAUUGGUACCUUGGAUUAGAAGAUCUGCCGACGGCCAACUUUGGCUACAAUUUGCUGACGUACAUCAUUCUGUUCAACAACCUCAUCCCCAUUUCUUUGCAAGUCACAAUCGAGAUGGUCCGGUUCAUGCAGGCCACGUUCAUCAAUAAUGAUUUGGAAAUGUACCACGUCGAGACGGACACGCCAGCCUGCGCUCGAACUUCCAAUUUGAACGAGGAGCUGGGCCAGGUCAAGUACGUUUUCUCGGACAAGACUGGCACGUUGACGCAGAACGUGAUGGAGUUCCAGCAGUGCUCAGUGGGUGGCACCAUCUACUCGGCCAAGAGCGACGUGGUGGUCAACAGUUCCGGCAUGGCUUCGUCGAUGGUUCAAGACUUGACGGCCAAACAUUCGAACGCCCCCUACAUUCGAGAGUUCCUCACUCUGCUGGCCGUCUGCCACACGGUCAUACCGGAGAAGGAUGAAACCAAUCCCGAAAUCCUCCACUAUCACGCCGCCUCUCCAGAUGAAAGAGCUCUGAUUCAAGGAGCUGCUCGAUUGGGAUGGGUCCUGUCGUCACGCACACCAGAGACAUUAACGAUCACCGCCGAGGGGAUGGAACAUCGUUACCAGCUACUCCACAUUCUCGAGUUCACCAGCGACCGUAAACGCAUGUCGGUCAUCGUCCGGACGCCCUCCGGAAAGAUUAAAUUGUUUUGCAAAGGAGCAGACACGGUUAUCUACGAGAGAUUGGGAAGCGCCGCUCCUACGGGACCUCAGCAACAUCAACAGUACAUCAGACAGGUGACGACCAAUCAUCUGGAAGCGUUCGCUCGUGAGGGUUUGCGCACUCUGUGCUGCGCAGUGGCCGAAAUCCCGCACGAUAUUUACGAGGAGUGGAAGCACACGUACCACCGGGCGUCCGUCUCGAUGCAGAACCGCGAGGAGAAAUUGGCGGAUGCGGCGAAUUUAAUCGAAAACAAUUUGGUUCUCCUGGGCGCUACGGCCAUUGAAGACAAAUUGCAAGAUGAGGUUCCGGAAACAAUUGGCGCGUUACUUGAAGCGGAUAUCCGCAUGUGGAUGUUGACUGGCGACAAGCAGGAAACGGCUAUCAACAUCGGCCACGCCUGUCGCCUCCUCAAUUCCAACAUGGAAUUAUUGGUCAUGAAUGAGGAAUCGCUCGAUGGUACGAGGGAAGUGAUUGGCCGAUGGUUGAGCACCCGCUCCGAGGGCAGCUCGCCCCUGAGCACGACCAUGGCUUCUUCGGCCGCCCUGGUCGUCGACGGACAGACUCUGAAAUACGCCAUGAGCUGCGACCUGAAGAAGGAUUUCCUCCAGUUGUGCCUGCAAUGCCGGGCCGUCAUUUGCUGUCGGGUGACGCCCAGUCAGAAGGCGGAAAUCGUCGAGGCCGUGACGAUCGAGACGCAGGCGGUGACGUUGGCCAUCGGCGACGGAGCCAACGACGUCGCCAUGAUCCAGAAGGCCCACGUCGGCGUCGGUAUCUCGGGCAUGGAGGGUCUCCAGGCGGCCUGCGCAUCAGAUUACUCGAUCGCCCAGUUCCGCUUCCUGCGCCGGCUUCUCCUCGUCCACGGCGCCUCCAAUUACUACCGCAUGUGCCGACUAAUUCUCUACUCCUUCUACAAGAACAUCACCCUGUACGUCAUUGAGCUCUGGUUCGCCCACCACUCGGCCUGGUCGGGUCAGAUUCUCUUCGAACGAUGGACCAUCGGUCUCUACAACGUCCUCUUUACUGCCGCCCCACCUUUAGCCCUGGGAUUGUUUGACCGGCGUUGCACGGCCGAGGUCUCCUACAGGUACCCGCAGCUCUACAAACCCUCACAGUCUGCCCAGCAUUUCAAUGUCAAGGUUUUCUGGUUCUGGAUGUCGAAAGCUUUGAUCCAUUCCGUGUUGCUGUUUGGGCUACCGUUGAUGGCCUUUGGUGAGGACAUUGUCUGGUCCAACGGAAAGGAUGGAGGCUACCUCAUUCUGGGCAACGCUGUGUACACCUAUGUCGUGGUCACGGUCUGCCUCAAGGCCGCACUGGAGACUUAUUCGUGGACGUGGCUUUCCUUAUUGGCUAUAGGAGGAUCAGUUCUGACAUGGUUCCUCUUUUUAGCUUUCUACAGUCAUUUUUGGCCCAGCUUACCACUCGCUGCCAACAUGGCCGGAAUGUCCCACAUGCUAUUGUCGUCGCCCGUCUUUUGGUGGGGACUGAUCCUUGCCCCAGUCACUGCCCUUAUCUCCGAUUUCUCCAUCAAAACCCUGUGGAAUACCAUGUUCAAGUCAUUCACUGACCAAGUGUGCGAAAGAGAGAUCAAUUUGCAGCGAUCCGAGUCGGGAAAGCUGCUGGAUAGUCAACGGAGGGAUUCCAGGACCAAGUUGGUUGAGACCGCCCGGCUGAUGCGCAGCGUUCGAAAUGUAUUCCGGCGGCCAAACGCCUCGUCGGACGGAGCUCGCGGCCAGACGGAACUCGAACUUUCUCACGGUUACGCUUUCUCGCAAGAGGAACACGGAGCGGUGCGGCAAGGGGACAUGGUUCGAGCCUACGACACCACUUUGCCUUCGAGGUCAAUGGACAAAUUGUAAAAGAAACAAAACAAACCCAAAAAAACAUUAUCAAGACUGAAACAAAUUCACCGCCCCCAUCCUCACCACUUACAAAAAAAAACGGAAGAAGAAAUGCAAACACAUUCAGAUUUAUUCAUCAAACAACAACAAAUAGGAUCGUCCCCCGCCACAGCCCAGUUUGUUGACCCGGUUAUAUAGUUGUUUAUUAUCGCGGGGGCCUACUUGUUCAUUCAUUUUUACCCAAAUCGUCGAAAGAAAAAUGGAUAGAAGACGAUACCCGCAUUUAGUAAUUUUGCUGUGCUGUUGGCCUCGGUGUCGGCUUCGUGUUGUACACAAUAAUCCCCCCCACCACCACCACCAACAACACUUUCCUGUGUCUCCUUUUUAAUUGCAAUUCUUCCUCAUCCGGGGGAUGAAGGGAGGAUUGAAUUCGGAGUUCUUUUUAUUAUUCGUUUUUCUCCUGCGCCAUCUGUGUUAACUGUGAAAUAUCUCUUCGUUUGUGUCGUCGAUGAUUUAUUUUUUAAAAAAUUACGUGUUUAGGUUCCUACUAUCCCCUUUUUAAAACACAUUUCCUGUCGUUCGCAACACACACACACACAACUAUACACCCAGAAGAAAAGGAAAACACGACCCCCCGAAGUUGAUGAAUAGGACAAUGUGAUGAUCACCACUACCACAAGAACAACAACAAAUUCAUCCCAAUUCCAAUAAUGAUGAAUUUCAACAAAUUCUAGUCAGACUGAAUUGAUCAAGUUCAAAAAUAAUUUUCAGUUGCAUUGGGUUUUAUAGUUCCUUUUUUUUUUGGUUCCUUCAAAUCUUUGGUAGUAUAUUUCGAUUACGUCAACUUAAUGUCUCUCUGCCUUUUGUUUCUUGCCAAUUCAAUUCGCACCCGAGUCUUUUUUUUAAUGAUUUCGAUUUGAGUUUUAUUUGAAUUAGGUGAUUUUUAAAGAAAUUACUGUGUCAUUCGUAUUCGUCUUCCUGCCACGUUGGACUUUCAUCGCGGGUCAUCACUUUCACUUAUUUAAUUGGCGUGAUUUAAUUUAAUUCAUUUUUUUUUUCAAAUUAAUUUAUGAUUUCAUUAUUGGGUCUCAUUUCUUGGAAAUUAUUCAUUGGUCUCUCCUCUCUCUCUAUCUCUCUCUCUUCUAUUUCUCUGGUCGCUCUGCCUCUUCAUUUCUAUCGGCCCGCCCUUUCCAAACUUUAUCGACGUCUUUCUAUAUUCCAUAUACUAUUGUCAUUAUCAUAUUAUACAUGUACCGGCUGAAA
Daphnia pulicaria is the source of this 5288-nucleotide messenger RNA. RefSeq names its product probable phospholipid-transporting ATPase IA. The coding region runs from base 519 to 4043 and encodes 1174 amino acids. Gene Ontology annotation, cellular component: plasma membrane. Gene Ontology annotation, biological process: phospholipid translocation. The record is from RefSeq and is a predicted model, not a curated record. Lineage: Eukaryota; Metazoa; Arthropoda; Branchiopoda; Diplostraca; Daphniidae. The transcript is spliced from 19 exons. Gene Ontology annotation, molecular function: ATP hydrolysis activity; magnesium ion binding; ATPase-coupled intramembrane lipid carrier activity.